UCCGAACAAAAUAUUCAAGCAAUUCAUAAAGUAUUGGUUCAUUUUCGUUUGAUAUCUCGUUACUAUUAACCAUUUUGAAUCGAGAAACAUAACCUAGCACACCGACAAAAACAUACAGCAGAGAGUGAAAUUAGGUAGAACUUGACAAAUCAGCAGGCCAACGUCAUGAUUAUUUUUCUUUACCUUUCACCAAAGAUAAAAAGAGUUUAAGUAAAAUUGAUUUAUUCGUUUUCACAUAGGUGAUGCAAGUUGCACACAGCACUGCACAUGUAUAGGGUUAGUGCACGCAUGUGAAUUUCAAAAUACAAACUGGUUCGAUCUUGCGGUUGUCAACAGGGUAGCGUGAAUUUUUUAUUUCUAAUAUUCGAAGUCUUUAAGUAUUUCUGAAAAUGUCAGAUGGCGAGGAUGAUUUUAUGUGCGAAGAAGAAGAAGAUUAUGGUCUCGAAUAUUCUGAAGACUCGAAUUCAGAACCAGAUGUUGACUUAGAAAAUCAAUAUUAUAAUAGCAAAGCAUUGAAGGAGGAUGAUCCAAAGGCAGCAUUACAAAGUUUUCAGAAAGUUUUGGAUUUGGAGGGUGGUGAGAAGGGAGAAUGGGGAUUCAAAGCUUUAAAACAGAUGAUAAAAAUUAAUUUUAAAUUGGCUAAUUAUAAGGAAAUGAUGGCCAGGUACAAACAGUUAUUAACAUAUAUUAAAAGUGCAGUUACAAGAAACCAUUCAGAAAAGUCUAUAAAUUCCAUAUUGGACUAUAUUAGUACAUCAAAGAAUAUGGAACUAUUACAAGAUUUCUAUGAGACUACUUUAGACGCGUUAAAAGAUGCCAAGAACGACAGGUUAUGGUUUAAAACGAACACAAAAUUGGGAAAGUUGUACUUUGAUCGGUCAGAUUUUAAUAAAUUAGCAAAAAUAUUAAAACAGCUUCAUCAGAGUUGUCAGACUGACGAUGGGGAGGACGAUCUGAAGAAGGGGACACAGUUGUUAGAGAUUUAUGCCCUAGAAAUACAAAUGUACACUGCACAAAAGAACAACAAAAAGUUAAAAACAUUGUAUGAGCAGAGCUUACACAUUAAAAGUGCAAUACCACAUCCCUUAAUAAUGGGAGUGAUUAGAGAAUGCGGUGGGAAAAUGCACUUGAGAGAGGGUGAAUUUGAAAGAGCGCACACAGACUUCUUUGAAGCCUUUAAAAAUUACGAUGAGUCUGGUUCACCUAGACGUACAACAUGUUUAAAGUAUUUAGUUUUAGCAAAUAUGCUAAUGAAAUCUGGAAUUAACCCGUUUGACUCUCAAGAGGCAAAGCCAUACAAAAAUGACCCAGAGAUCUUAGCAAUGACGAAUUUAGUAGUCAGUUAUCAAAAUAAUGAUAUCAACCAGUUCGAAUUAAUUUUAAAACAAAAUAGAAAUAAUAUAAUGGAUGAUCCUUUUAUAAGAGAGCACAUUGAAGACUUGUUACGUAACAUACGCACUCAGGUCCUGAUUAAAUUAAUAAAACCUUACACUAGAAUUUAUAUCCCUUUUAUAAGCAAAGAGUUAAAUAUCGACGUGUCGGAAGUUGAAAGCCUUUUAGUGUCUUGUAUUUUGGAUAAUACAAUCCGCGGCCGUAUCGACCAGGUGAACCAAGUCCUCGAGCUGGAUAAAAAGUCAGUGUGCGCAGCGCGUUACAAUGCCCUCGACAAAUGGACGAGUCAGUUGCAUUCGUUGCACUUAGCUAUAGUAAAUAAAAUGGCAUAAGAAGUAUGGUGCGUGUGAUCCCAGAAAGAAACUCGAGCUCUAGACAUUACUCUGUAUAGUAUAUCAUAAAUGCCUGUCUCCAACUAUAUG
This is a messenger RNA of Nomia melanderi (Alkali bee), 1814 nucleotides long. RefSeq names its product COP9 signalosome complex subunit 2 alien (gene alien). The record is from RefSeq and is a predicted model, not a curated record. NCBI's taxonomy places the organism in Eukaryota, Metazoa, Arthropoda, Insecta, Hymenoptera, Halictidae.